CUUCAAUUAGUCUUUUAUGUAUUAUAAAGUCUAGGCAUAUGCCCUCAAACGCGUUCUACUCGUCGUCUGUCGUACGUUAGCUAUCAAAAGGGGGAGAUCCGAGUGCGGGAUUUGAAAAUUGACGGUCCCAAAGUCUUUCACUGGCCCAAGUUCUCUGCUGUGCAAUUGCCAUACCACUGUCAUUUUGAACCCUGCCAUGGCUAACGUAUUACCACACGACAAAAAACAACUUCGAGCUUGUUUACUUUGCUCUCUUGUAAAGAAUGCCUCACAGUUCAGAGAAUCUGGUUGUGAGAACUGUGAGGAUAUAAUGCGGAUGCAAGGAAGUGUUGAACGUGUGGCAGAGUGCACAAGUGCCAACUUUGAUGGUGUUAUUGCAAUGAUGCGACCAGACGAAAGUUGGGUUGGCAAGUGGCAGCGCAUAGACAAAUUUACACGAGGAAUAUACGCCGUACGAGUAUCUGGUCGGAUACCGGAUGACGUAGAAGAUGAACUUGAUCGAAGGGGCAUUACAUACCGACCACGCGAUGGUAGCGCCAGAGACUAAACAAAUACAAAACACUGGAAAUGAAAUAAUAAAAAGAGAAAGAUGUACACCAUUUGCCCCAAUUUCAGUUGGCAACCCAUCCAAUUCGUACAGAUCAAAUUUCUUUAGCAGUGUAUAGACAUGGAUUUAAUGCGGUUAAAACGUGCGAAACAAAAAAGAAAAGCAAAUGGAUGAAUGACGACGAAAAAUUAAGA
Messenger RNA from Umbelopsis ramanniana AG, 741 nucleotides. RefSeq lists its product as uncharacterized. Gene Ontology annotation, cellular component: nucleus; DSIF complex. Bases 197 to 547 code for a protein of 116 amino acids. Gene Ontology annotation, biological process: positive regulation of DNA-templated transcription, elongation; chromatin organization; mRNA processing. NCBI's taxonomy places the organism in Eukaryota, Fungi, Mucoromycota, Umbelopsidomycetes, Umbelopsidales, Umbelopsidaceae. The transcript has 4 exons. Gene Ontology annotation, molecular function: RNA polymerase II complex binding; zinc ion binding. The record is from RefSeq and is a predicted model, not a curated record.